This is a messenger RNA of Photinus pyralis (common eastern firefly), 1310 nucleotides long. Its product is annotated as phenoloxidase-activating factor 2-like. The transcript has 2 exons. The coding region runs from base 170 to 1264 and encodes 364 amino acids. Gene Ontology annotation, molecular function: serine-type endopeptidase activity. The record is from RefSeq and is a predicted model, not a curated record. Lineage: Eukaryota; Metazoa; Arthropoda; Insecta; Coleoptera; Lampyridae. Gene Ontology annotation, biological process: proteolysis.
UCUUUCUGUGCGAAAUAAUAGGGGAUUUCUAACAUUAAUUCCUAAAACAAACAUUACCACUUCUCUCGUACUUCUAUCAAGGAAUUCCACUGGCCUCGCAUCUACAUCACAAACGUUUUCUAUAUAGGUAGGUAGACAUCGAAGACAAUCGGCGGUUGAUUUGUAAACCAUGAAAUUGAUACUUUUUUUGGUCUUUCCUUGCCUACUUGUUAGCGGUGACCAACAAAAUGGAACAAAGAGUAAAGAUGAAGAAUUACCAAUGGCGAGUUUCAUAAGUUCGAAUGUGGAUGGAUUUGUGCAAGAAUCAACUAAUUCAACAAGCUCCGAUAAUUUAGCUACAAAUUGUGAUUGUAAGUGUAAAAGUGAUGAAAAUACGAUUGAUAUACAUGGAACCGACUAUUGUAUCGACGAUUUUUGUUGCACUUCAAAAUCCAUUAAAAGAGAAGUCGGAUGUGGAAGAAGACGACAAGGAAGUGCUACUGUGCAUGUGAAUGAGGCAUCAAUGGGAGAAUUCCCAUGGAUGGUUGCCAUGCUACGCGAGAAGGAUGCGGCCGGUGAAAUAAGCGAAACUCUCCACUGUGGAGCUUCCCUUAUACAUCCCCAAGUUGUCUUAACAGCCGCCCAUUGUGUGCAUAACAAAAAUGAUUCGUAUAAAAUUCGUGCCGGGGAAUGGGACAUCAGCGGCACUAAUGAAUUAUAUCCUCAUCAAGAUAGAGAAAUCAAGGAAACCAUUGUUCAUCCCCGUUACCACAGCGGUACACUUUUUUAUGAUGUUGCGUUGUUGGUACUCGAGUCGCCAGUGCAACUCACAGAAAACGUAGACGUCGUUUGUCUACCCGAUAAAAGUACGGUGGUAUCGAGCAAUCUAUUUUGUUACGGCACAGGGUGGGGACGUAAAGUAUUUACAGAAGAAAAGACUAACAGCACCAUAUUAAAGAAAGUUGAGUUGGCCGUCGUCGAUCGAGAGGCAUGCUUAAAACGCCUUAAAUCAACUCGUUUGGGAUCCCAUUUCAAACUACAUGAAACGUUCAUCUGCGCUGGUGGCGAGAUUGGUUUAGACUUGUGCAAAGGGGAUGGAGGUGGUCCAUUAGUCUGUCCGGUUCCUGACGAAGACGGGCGGUUCUAUCAAGCUGGAAUUGUGGCCUGGGGCAUUAACUGCGGCGAAGACAUUCCUGGAGCUUACGUUGACAUCGUUAAGGUCAUCGAUUGGAUUGACGAUAUAAUGAUUUCUCAACAUUUUGAUACCACUAUUUAUCACUAUUAGCGUUCGUGUAUAAUUUAUGAAUAAACUACCAUAACAUUUACAUGAC